GCUCGGCCCGACGCGGGGUGCGCGGCCCCGCAGUCCCCGGCUCCCCCGCGCCGCCGCCCCAUAUGGACAUCGCCUCGGGCCCCGAGUCCUUGGAGAGGUGCUUCCCGCGCGGCCCGACGGACUGCGCCAAGAUGCUGGACGGCAUCAAGAUGGAAGAUCACCCGUUGCGCUCGGGUCCGGCCACGCUCGGAGUGUUACUGGGGUCGGAGUGCCCGCACCAGGCCGUGUGCGAAGGCUGCCAGAGGCCCAUCUCGGAUCGCUUUCUGAUGAGGGUGAACGAGUCCUCCUGGCACGAGGAGUGUUUGCAGUGCGCGGUGUGUCAGCAAGCCCUCACCACCAGCUGCUACUUCCGGGACCGAAAGCUCUACUGCAAACAGGACUACCAACAGCUUUUUGCUGCUAAGUGCAGUGGCUGCAUGGAAAAAAUUGCCCCAACAGAAUUCGUGAUGAGAGCCCUGGAGUGCGUUUACCACUUAAGCUGCUUCUGUUGCUGCGUUUGUGAGCGACAGCUGAGAAAAGGGGAUGAGUUUGUUCUCAAGGAAGGGCAGUUGCUCUGUAAAAGUGACUAUGAGAAAGAAAAGGACCUCUUGAGCUCCGUCAGCCCAGAUGAUUCCGACUCAGUUAAAAGUGAUGAUGAAGAUGGAGAUGUUAAGCCCACCAAAGGACAAGUAACACAAGGAAAAGGAAGUGAUGAUGGGAAGGACCCAAGGAGACCUAAACGACCGAGGACAAUACUCACUACACAGCAGAGACGAGCAUUCAAAGCAUCCUUUGAAGUGUCUUCCAAGCCCUGUAGGAAGGUCAGAGAAACUUUAGCAGCUGAAACAGGACUCAGUGUGCGGGUUGUCCAGGUUUGGUUUCAAAACCAAAGAGCAAAGAUGAAAAAACUAGCACGAAGGCACCAGCAGCAGCAGGAGCAACAAAACUCUCAGCGACUAGGGCAAGAAGUAAUGUCUAACCGAAUGGAAGGGAUGAUGACAUCUUACACACCACUUGCACCACCACAGCAGCAGAUUGUAGCAAUGGAUCAAAGCAGUUAUGGCACAGACCCUUUUCAGCAGGGUCUGACCCCUCCACAAAUGCCAGGCGACCACAUGAACCCUUAUGGAAACGACUCCAUUUUUCAUGAUAUCGACAGUGAUACCUCUUUAACUAGCUUGAGCGACUGUUUUCUUGCCUCUUCUGAAGUUAACUCCAUGCAGGCUAGGGUAGGAAACCCCAUUGACAGGCUGUACUCUAUGCAGAGCUCGUAUUUCGCCUCAUGAAAAUAAACGAAAACAAACAGCCGGCGUGUAUUUAGCCAGUGACUUUUUCCAGUGCAGACUCUACAGCCAUAUGUUGCCCAGCUCUUCCUUCACAGUGACUCCUGCUGCCUCUGGACUGCAAAGAGCAUUUUUAGGAAGACUGUAUUGGUGUGCAUAUAUGUAUGUAUGUACGUGCAUAUAUCUGUACCUACCUACCUACAUACAUACAUAUAUAAACAAAAACAUCUACCAGUCACAUAACCUUGAUUCUCAGCUUGCACCAGACCAAGAGAGAAGCAUGAGAGGAACAGAAGACUCUGCUCUUCAGCAGCCUUUGUUUUGGUUUGGUUUGAGCUCUUCGUUGUAAAGGAAAUGGAUUUUGCGGAAAGCUAGACCUUUUCCUCCUUUCUCUCUUCCUUUCUUUUGGAUGUUUAAAUUUUUUUAAGCCACUGAUACUGACAUCAGUCAACCAUAUGACAAAUAAAUCAAAGAAACUGGA
Messenger RNA from Tympanuchus pallidicinctus (lesser prairie-chicken), 1743 nucleotides. RefSeq names its product LIM homeobox transcription factor 1 beta (gene LMX1B). The transcript has 8 exons. Gene Ontology annotation, cellular component: nucleus. NCBI's taxonomy places the organism in Eukaryota, Metazoa, Chordata, Aves, Galliformes, Phasianidae. Gene Ontology annotation, biological process: neuron differentiation; regulation of transcription by RNA polymerase II. Gene Ontology annotation, molecular function: RNA polymerase II transcription regulatory region sequence-specific DNA binding; DNA-binding transcription factor activity, RNA polymerase II-specific. Bases 63 to 1265 code for a protein of 400 amino acids. The record is from RefSeq and is a predicted model, not a curated record.